Molecule: messenger RNA, 4546 nt
Organism: Musa acuminata AAA Group (dessert banana)
Lineage: Eukaryota; Viridiplantae; Streptophyta; Magnoliopsida; Zingiberales; Musaceae
Product: receptor kinase-like protein Xa21
Exons: 3
Coding region: 1-3093 (1030 amino acids)
Biological process (GO): protein phosphorylation
Molecular function (GO): protein binding; ATP binding; protein kinase activity
Source: RefSeq, a predicted model, not a curated record
AUGAAGCUUUCAUCUGUCUUCUCUUCAUCCCUCCUCCUCCAUGAUCUCAUCCUCCUGCUGUGCGUCGUCUCGGUACCGCUUCCAUCGAUGGCAGACGGGACCGUCGACAGACUCGCACUCGAGUCCUUCAAGUCCACGGUCUCCGACCCCCUGGGAGCCUUGGCCUCAUGGAACCGGACCAACCAUGUCUGCCGGUGGCAAGGCGUCCGAUGCGGCCGGCGGCACCCCGACAGGGUGACCGCCCUGCGCUUACUCUCGUCGGGGCUCGUCGGCCGCAUCCCGCCUCACGUCGCCAACCUAACUUUUCUCCAAGUGCUCCGCCUCCGUGACAACAACUUCCACGGACUGAUCCCACCCGAGCUCGGACGCUUGUCCCGGCUGCAGGCCCUCGACCUCAGCCUGAACUAUCUCGAAGGCCCCAUCCCUGCCACUUUGAUUCGUUGCUCCAAUCUUCGACAAGUCUCUGUGAGGAGCAACCUGCUGACGGGAGAGAUUCCCAGGGAUGUCGGACUGCUGUCGAAGAUGUUGGUGUUUAAUCUGGCGCAGAACAAUCUCACCGGAAGCAUACCGCCUUCCUUGGGAAACAUGACAUCUCUCUUCGCUCUUUUCCUCCAAUCCAAUACUUUAGAAGGAAGCAUUCCCGAGAGCAUCGGUAAUCUCAAAAGCUUACAGCUGCUUCAGAUAGCCUAUAACAGGCUCUCAGGUGCGAUUCCUUCCUCUGUUUACAAUCUAUCCUCCAUGAGUAUUUUCUCCGUCGGGAACAAUCUUCUGGAGGGAACCCUACCUGCGACCAUGUUCGACACCCUUCCGAGCCUCGAAAUGCUUCUAAUGAACAACAACCAUUUCCAUGGGCACAUUCCAGCUUCACUUUCCAAUGCGUCCUAUAUGGGAGACAUGGAACUGAGUGUCAAUUACUUCACUGGAACAGUACCCUCCCACCUGGAGAAUCUACGACAACUCUACUUCAUAAACCUUUCCGACAACCAGCUCGAAGCUACUGAUUCCAGUGACUGGGAGUUCCUUGCAUCUUUGACGAAUUGCAGUCUCUUGCAUGUAUUAGUUUUAGAUACCAACAACUUCGGCGGCAUGUUGCCAACUUCUUUAGCCAAUUUCUCCUCCAGUUUGAACACCAUAACUCUCGAUUCGAACCAUAUUUCUGGCACCAUACCCACAGGAAUAGGAAAUCUUUUCAACCUCACGACACUGUCAUUGAACGACAACCAUCUGACCGGUCUGAUUCCUCCCACAAUUGGAGGGCUCCGAAACCUGCACAGAUUGGACUUAUCAGGAAACAGAUUAACAGGACAAAUACCUGACUCCAUCGGGAACCUCACUGAACUGAAUCUUAUCUACUUGCAAGAUAAUGAUCUCGGUGGAAGAAUACCUGAAAGCAUAGGGAACUGCGGGAGAGUGGAAGAGAUGGACCUUUCUCACAAUAAGCUCAGUGGUCAGAUUCCCAUGCAGCUUUACAGCAUUUCUUCGUUGUCGACAUACCUAAAUCUAUCAAAUAAUCAGCUGAACGGAACACUGCCGCUCCAAGUGGGUAACCUGAGAAAUCUUGGUGCGCUUGUUCUUGCACACAACAAGCUCUCCGGUGACAUCCCUACAACCCUUGGCCAGUGUCAGAGCUUGGAGUACCUUUAUUUGCAUGACAACUCUUUUCAAGGAUCUAUCCCUCAAUCCUUGAGCAACUUAAAAGGUCUGAGCGAGCUAGAUCUUUCAAGCAACAACAUAUCUGGCAACAUCCCAGAAUUUCUAGCAGACCUACUUGCUCUGCAGCACCUGAACCUCUCGUACAAUGAUCUUGAAGGCAACGUGCCAAAUGAUGGUGUUUUCGGGAACAUCACUGCAUUCUCGGUUAUAGGAAACGAUAAGCUUUGUGGGGGUAAUCAAGGACUGCACCUGCCCCCGUGCCAUAUCCAAUCUGGUAGGAAGCAUAAAUCUCUCACGCUCGAGGUUGUCAUCCCAGUCAUCUCUGUCGGUCUGUGUGCGGUAAUCCUACUUAUCGCCCUUGCUGUUCUGCACAGAACGAAGAACCUGAAAAAGAAAAAUUCAUUUACAAAUUCUAUGGAGGAGCAAUUCAAAAGAAUCUCUUACAAUGAGCUGCUAAGGGCAACUGAUGAAUUCUCAGCUUCUAGUCUGAUUGGUAUGGGAAGUUUUGGUUCUGUUUACAAAGGAGUUAUGGACGCUGAUGGAACUACUGUUGCAGUUAAGGUGCUAAAUCUGGAAAGGCAUGGAGCAUCACAGAGCUUCAUCUCUGAAUGUGAAGCCUUGAGAAGCAUCCGGCAUCGCAAUCUUGUCAAGAUUCUAACUAUAUGCUUAAGUGUAGAUAAUAGAGGAAAUGAUUUUAAGGCUUUGGUGCUCAACUACAUGUCAAACGGGAGUCUCGAGAACUGGCUGCAUCCCAAAGAAUCUGAGGCAUUGACAAGGAGGAAAUUGACCCUUCCUCAGAGGUUGAGCAUAGCAAUAGAUGUCUCUUCUGCGUUAGAUUACCUUCACCAUCACGGACCUAUGCCAAUUGUUCAUUGUGAUUUAAAGCCUAGCAAUGUUCUUCUGGACCAAGAAAUGUGUGCACAUGUGGGUGACUUCGGAUUAGCAAGGUUUUUACAAGGCACAAUGCCAGACAUAGACCAAAACCGUACAACAUCCACAGGAAUAAAAGGAACCAUUGGAUAUGUUGCUCCAGAAUAUGCCAUGGGAGGCAAAGUCUCUACUAAUGGAGAUAUAUACAGCUAUGGGAUUCUUUUGCUAGAGAUGCUGACAGGGAAGAGGCCUACUGAGGACAUGUUCAAGGAUGGCCUUAGCCUUCAUAAAUAUGUGGAGAUAACCCCUAUCGAAGAUCUACUCAUGGUCUUAGAUCCUGGUCUUCUUCUGGUGGAGAAUGGCCAACAAGGUGAGCAAAAUGUUGUGUACAGAGACGUGGACAGGUUAGAAGUGCAGAAAUGCUUUGUUUCAGCUGUCAAUGUUGGCCUUGCUUGUUCAAAGGAAAAUCCAAGAGAGCGAAUGCAGAUGGGAGAUGUCAUCAAGGAACUAAGUGAAACUAGAGAUAAGCUUCUCAAUGUCCACAGAAAUAGAACUGGAGUACAUGGAUGAGGAAAAUUAUCUCUCUCUCUCUUGUUCACAACCCACAAAUAAUAGUAAACUGUCUGCGGAUGUGAAAUUUCACAGCUCUUAUGGUGUAACAGAGGAAAUCAAGCAUGUAAUGUAGAAUAUCUGCUCCGUAGAAUUUAUUUGAACUGUAAAUAGGUGAAUGGAUUCUUUCAUCAGUCCAUUAUCGUAGAACUACGGGAAGACAAUUGGCGUAAGUUUUGGUUUAUGCACAUUUUCUUUUUGUUUGAUCUCAAAACAGGCAUUAAUCAUGCAUGUAUUCCCAUCAAACGUCACUAGCUUCUAGUUAUCAAGCUUAUGCACUCACCUGCCAACUCCUUCGGUAAUCAGGCUCCUUUGUGAUCCUGACGUACAUGCCGACCACCUGCUCGACAAAACGUCGCUCUCGGAGGCCCUUGCAGCGGGAAGACGAAAACAGUGAAUAGAACAUCCAAGAGAGAACUGCUUGUAGUGACCGAUUGGCAUUAACAGAAUAAAGAGCACUCGCCUUUGCCCCCCUUUAAAUGUGCCUCGAAGGGGAUUUUUUCUUGGAUAUAUACAUAUGUAUAUACGUAUAUACAUAUGUAUAUAUGUGUGUGUGUAUAUAUAUAUACGUCGAGCACGACAUUCUAGUUCUGAUCACCGCCAUCGCUACCCAGCGGCGACGAUCUGCGUGCGAAUUGGUUCAGGACGAUGGAUAUGCCUGUAUCGGCAAAGACGUCUGGAUGCAAGCCCGGAAUUCAACCAGCGUCACCCCCGCAACAAGCUGAGAGCAGCAGCCCCAGCAGCCAAACCAGGGUCUUCAAUUGGCUUCCCACCAUUGCUUUCCUCUUCCUCACCUAUAACUCCGCAGAGUCAGCCUACCGAUCUCGCCAUGACAUCCCGACGCUGGCCUUCAUAGUAUUCGCCUAUGUCGACUUGGUGAUGCUCCUCUUUUGCCUCAAGCAGUUCGAGAAACUGAGCCCCGAGAGCACGCCGGCGAAGAGGGAGCAGCUCAAGGCCGCGGUUUGGGUCCUCACGACGGCUCUCAACCUCGCAUUUGCCUGGCGUGUGGCGGAGAUAAUGCCGUGGCUACUAAGUGUCUUGGUCUGGCUGAUGUCAGUGUCGGUAGCUAUUGGGGGGUUUUAUGGGCUCUUCAUCCACCAGGGUGCGAAAGAUAGUGUUGCUGAUGGCCACGGCUAUUCGCUUGUCAAAAAUGCGGAACUUGCUCCCGGAGAAAAGGUCUAAGUCUGCAUGCUCUUGCUCUGUAUUUGUGUAGUGCAGUGUGAGGUGUGUUGUGCUCAGUCAUCUAUGUGUGUGUUAUGCGGUAUGGAUUGCAGUUGACGUCUGGUUAUAGCGUGGACUAUGUAAUAAACAGGUAUUUGACAUGAAAUAAGUCCAGUGGCCAUCAUCUAAUAACUAUGAUCGAAUUUGUAAUAAUGUGGAUUGCACCCCAAAAUAUGAGGUGGAUUAUAACUCA